Frieseomelitta varia is the source of this 3520-nucleotide messenger RNA. Its product is annotated as venom dipeptidyl peptidase 4-like. The coding region runs from base 1 to 1728 and encodes 575 amino acids. Lineage: Eukaryota; Metazoa; Arthropoda; Insecta; Hymenoptera; Apidae. The record is from RefSeq and is a predicted model, not a curated record. Gene Ontology annotation, molecular function: dipeptidyl-peptidase activity; serine-type peptidase activity. Gene Ontology annotation, biological process: proteolysis. The transcript has 10 exons.
AUGGGUAAAGAGGAGGUGUUCGGCUCGAACAAGGCUUUAUGGUUCUCGCCGAGCGGCAGCAAACUGGCUUUCGGUUACUUCGACGAUUCCCAUACGCCGAUCAUAACGAUACCGUUUUACGGCUACCCGGGAAGCCUGACGUUCCAGUACACGUCCGCGAUCUCGAUCCAUUACCCAAAGAGUGGCACGACGAAUCCCACGGUGAAGCUGUUCUACGUCGACUUGGAGAAGGUGGUCCACGGUAACGUGAGCUUAACUGAAAUCGAACAUCCGGACGAGUUAGCCUCGGAGGAACGGAUUUUAUCUGCUGUUGCUUUUCCUACGGACAAUCUCGUGUACGCGACAUGGAUGAACAGGGAGCAGAACAAGGCGUAUUUCCACUUCUGUUACGUCCAUGAUUCACUGCCCAAUUGCACUACCGCGCUGAAGCACUCGGAGAGGCACGGAUGGGUCGAGCAGUUCGAGCCACCGGUGUUCAGCGACGACGGUGACUCGUUCCUCACGAUUCUGCCGCAGAGGCAGCACGACUCCAGCUACUGGCGGCAUGCAGUCGCAAUUACCAGCGUUUCCACUGGAAAACCGAGGAACGUCGCCCUAACUUCCGGCCGGUUCGUCGUCACAGAGAUAGUUUCUUGGGACCAGAAGAACUCGUACCUCUACUACUUGGCAACAACCGAAGAGGAGUCGGCGGUGCAACAUUUGUACAGGAUAUCUACGAGGCUCGACGGUGACCGAAAGUCCAAGUGUCUGAGCUGCGGUAUCGUGCGGGAGACCGAUAGGAACCGGUGUCUUUACAACACGGCGAAAUUUUCCACGGAUCAUUCGCACUACGUGCUCACCUGCGCCGGCCCUGGAGUGCCUGACAUCGCCAUUUAUAACAGGAAUUCCUCGAAGCUGCUGGCAUGGGAGGAGAACGACGCGGUCGCCGAGAUUAUCGCGGAGAAAUCGCAACCGGUGGUGAGGCGUUACAAGGUGCCGGUUCCCGGUGGAUUCGAGGCCCGUGUCAGACUACUGAUUCCACCGAAUGCUGAUCUGUCGGGCGCCACCAAGUAUCCCAUGUUGAUUUUCGUGUACGGAGGGCCAGAUUCGUAUCAAGUCACGGAGAAGUUCAACGUCGAUUGGGGCACGUACCUUGUAACGAACAAGAGUAUCAUCUACGCGACGAUCGACGGCCGUGGUUCCGGUCUAAUGGACAAUGGCAUGCUGUUUGCUGGAUAUCGAAACUUGGGAACAGUGGAGAUCGCGGAUCAGAUCAAUGUAACCAGGUACUUGCAACGCACGCUUCCAUUCAUCGACCAUACCAGGACGGCGAUAUGGGGUUGGAGUUACGGUGGAUACGCGACUGGCAUGACGCUCGCCAUGGAUUAUCACGGUGUCUUCAAGUGCGGCAUGUCCGUGGCACCUGUAACAGAUUGGGCUCUUUACGAUUCGAUAUAUACCGAGCGAUUCAUGGGCUUGCCCUCGGACAACCUGCACGGCUACGAGCAAGGCCAACUACUGAACAAAGUGGAUAACAUUAAAACGAAGAUGUAUUACUUGAUCCACGGGACGUUGGACGACAACGUGCACUAUCAGCAAUCUUUGUUACUCGCCAAGGUUCUCGAGCAGAAGGAUAUCCUAUUCAGGCAACAGACAUACACGGACGAAGACCACGGGAUCGCUCAGUCACGAGCUCAUCUCUACCACUCGUUGGAAAACUUCUUGGACGAAUGUUACGAAGCCUCAUGAUCGCAGCGUCGAGGAAAACCGACAAUCUAAAUCCUUCGCGUCACCUGCGUCACCUGCCUCACAUUCCACUUGUAAAUACCUUGCCAUUUGUACAUACUCGAUGUACAAUAAUGUAAUAUGAAGCGUUAGUGUAAAUAACUGAGAACGAAGAAUCAUGAAACACUCUCGAUUCAAACGGUGUCUUGGCCAAAAGGACGUUCUAUAAUUUCUAUAUCGUGGCUGGUGAUGAAGGAAUUUUGGCACAUACAGUCGCGAAUAUAACAAUUAAUUAAUAUAACAAUUAAUAUAAUUAUACACUUGCGAAUCGUUUGAAUCGAGCGUAACGACUGAUUGUUAAGAAAAUUUAGACUCGAUCCGAAAAAUUUUUUUAAUCUAUUUUUUUGGAGAGACUAUCACAAUCGUUCAUCGAAGGCCUAAUGGACUCGAGAGUAAAAAAAAAAAUUUCUAGCCCUUUACGAAUAAAUGAACUAACGUGUAUGAACUAAACAGCGCUACAUCGCGUGAAACAUCCUCGUAAGAUGUAAAUUUCGCGAAACGAACCGAAUGUAAUGCGUCGCAUUAAUCGCCGAUCGCUCGAUCACUUCGAGAGCAAGAUGAGUGUUUUUUUUUUUUUUUUUUUUUUUUGUGAGAUAUUAUAUUAUAUUGUUAACGGACAUUAAUAUUCAAUAAUAAUAACGGAUGUUAUUAAAUAUUCUAUAGCGAGCGAGGCGAGAAUUCGUACGUCGAAUUACGAAUUUGUAAGACAUGUUCCUCUUUCGUUUUAUGCAUUAUAUGCGAGGCAAGUGCAAGUUGUGUGAGAAAAGACGUAUAGUUGAACGCUUCGGAGAAGCAUUCAGAAAAAAGAGAAACUUUCUCUAUGAAAGGAAAAGCCUUCAAAAGAGAUGCGUAUGCAAUGAUGUAUCAUCGACGAUAAAUGAUUUAUUUUAUUUCUUCUAUUUUUUGAUUUAGAAACUAUUGGUGAUGGUAUAUAAUUUGUUUUUGCGUUCGAUACUGCCGCUUUUCGCGUGUCUAUUAACAAUUUCAAGUUGCUAUUAGGUGCGUUUUACAUUUCAGCAUGAUUAUGUAUUGUUUUACAUUCGAAAUGUAACUUCAUAGCAAGUAAGUAAGUGUAAUCGUUGAAGAGGAUUGUUUAAGUGUAAAGAUUCCUUCCUGUUGAUUUUAUCAAUGUUAGGAUAAAAAGCCUUUUCAACACUGUCAUAGUGUGAAACUUCCAUUGUGUAUAUAACUAAGUUGCUGGACUGGUUGUUGAAAAAUAAUUCCUCGAUAUAUGAUAGCGCGUAUCUAUUUCUCUUUACCAUUAAAGAAAAUAUAAAACAUUAUUGUGACUAAUAGCUAACAAUUAAAAAUCUAUCCCGUAGUGUAAGCGACGUACUAACAGACUCUUUAAAUACCAGGAUUUUAUAAUGAAAAGGACCACUGUAAUGGUUUCGAAGACAGAUUAAUAGGAACUUCUUAAAACUAAUUGUUACAACUUUUAUUCCAAUGUACUGUACAAAAUAUUUAAUGGAAUAUAUACAAUUAAAAAAAAAAAACAAAAUACAUUAUUACGAAAUUUUCAUCGUGAAUUAUUAGGGGGAGAAAAAUAUAAUGAUAAUUCAGAGUUAUUAUGAAAAUUAUUAUGAUUCAUUAUUACUAUUACCCAUUCAUUGAUAUUUGUUGAGUGCAUCACAAAUAAAGCUCUAUGUUUCAUUAACGCAGAGUGUUUCAUGUUUUGAUGGUUAUUUACCAAUCAUCUAAUUAAAUGACAUUGAAUGUAAAAAUUGAAAUGUGUAAUAAAAAUUUCUGUUACGAA